AUGACAUCACAUUGCCUCCACCUCCCUCCCUGAUAGAAGAGAGAAAGAAGAAGAAGAUUCUAGAAGUCACCAGAGAGAUCACUGAGCUGCUGACAGGAGAGAGGUGAGCGGUGCGGGAAUUCUGGGACAUUCUCCAGUAAGGAGGAGUGGGGGAGUAUUUAGAAGGACACAAGGAUCUCUACAAGGACGUCAUGAUGGACAAUCAGCCGCCCCUCACAUCACCGGAUGGAUCCAGUCAUGGGAACCCACCAGAGAGAUGUCCCCGUCCUCUGUAUUCCCCGGGAUUCCACACAGGAAGGUCACACCAUCCCUCACCAUCAUCAGAGUGGAAUCCUCGGGGAUGAUAAUAUUGAUGUUAAAGAAGAGUAUAAAGAGGAGGAUGAGGAGUAUGGAGUGAUGGAGGAGUUUUCAGAAGGACACAAGGAUAUGAUGGAGCCACCUAAUACCAGGAACCCCCCAGAGAGAUGUCCCCGUCCUCUGUAUUCCCAGGAUUUCACACAGGAAGGUCACACCAUCCCUCAUCAUUACAAGGGUGAAGAUCUGAUAGAUAUAAAAGUUGAGGUUAAAUCAGAAGAAGAAGAGGCGUAUGUGAGGGAUGAUCAGCAGUCUAUGGAGGAGGAUGGAAUAACGGGGACAUUUAUAGAGGAGGACACUCCUACAGAGAUCAGCACAGAUCUCACACAGGAGAGAAGCCGUAUUCCUGUCCUGAGUGCGGGAAAUGUUUUUCACAGAAGUCUAAUCUUUCCAUACAUCAGAAAUCUCACACGGGGGAGAAGCCGUAUCCCUGUCCUGAGUGCGGGAAAUAUUUUCUACUAAAAUCACAACUUGUUACACAUCAGAGAUUGCACAUGAGUGAGACACAAUAUUCCUGUCCUGAGUGCGGGAAAUGUUUUUCAGACAAGUCCAGUUUUUACACACCAUUUACAAUCAGAGAUCUCACACGGGGAAGAAGCAGCAUUCCUGUCCUGAGUGCGGGAAAAUAUUUUCACAAAAGUCAAAUCUUCACAGACAUCAGAGAUCUCACACACAGGGGAGAAGCUGUAUCCUGUCCUGAGUGCAGUAAAUAUUUUUUCAAGCAAAUCCCAUCUUUACAGACAUCAAAGAUCGCACACAGGAGAGAAGUCAUAUUCCUGUCCAGCGUGCGGGAAAUUUUUUUCACAAAAGUCCGGUCUUUAUCGACAUCAGAAGGUUGCACACUGGGGAGAAGCCUUUAUUCCUGUCCUGAGUGCGGGAAAUGUUUUUCACAGAUGUCCAGUCUUUACAGACAUCAGAGAUUGCACGCGGAGGAGAAGCCACUUUCCUGUCCUGAGUGA
Messenger RNA from Staurois parvus, 1313 nucleotides. Lineage: Eukaryota; Metazoa; Chordata; Amphibia; Anura; Ranidae. The record is from the annotation of a GenBank genome assembly.